Molecule: messenger RNA, 3243 nt
Organism: Homo sapiens (human)
Lineage: Eukaryota; Metazoa; Chordata; Mammalia; Primates; Hominidae
Gene: MIPEP
Product: mitochondrial intermediate peptidase
Exons: 17
Coding region: 721-2400 (559 amino acids)
Biological process (GO): proteolysis
Cellular component (GO): mitochondrion; mitochondrial matrix
Molecular function (GO): metalloendopeptidase activity; metallopeptidase activity
Source: RefSeq, a predicted model, not a curated record
GGAAACGCGGAGCGCGCGCUCCCAGCGAAAGCAGCAGGGCAGGGAUCUGCGUUGGAGGAAGGGACUGCUCUGGUGCUAGAAUGCUGUGCGUCGGAAGGCUGGGCGGCUUGGGAGCCAGAGCAGCAGCUCUGCCGCCCCGCCGGGCGGGCCGGGGAAGCCUCGAAGCCGGGAUCCGGGCCCGAAGGGUCAGCACCAGCUGGUCUCCCGUGGGCGCCGCCUUCAAUGUCAAGCCCCAGGGCAGCCGCUUGGACCUGUUCGGCGAGCGCCGGGUGAGCGGCGCAGGAGGAGCUCCCCUCAGUCCCCGAGCUAAGCCGACCCCUGCUCCGCGCGGCCAGCAACAAUCAGGGCGAGAUUGUUUGGGCCUGGGAGGAGGCGAGCAGCGAACCCACCUUUUACAGUGGCGUCUUGUGUGCGCUCUCGAUGAGGGCAAGGUCACCUCUGCUUUGAGGGGCCGGGUUUAGUGGUCUCCUACCCAGAGUGUCGGGUCCGGGAACUGCUUCUGCAUGAGCCCCUUGCUCCACGUGAAUCUGAAUAGUUCGUUCUGGCAGUGGCGGUGAAUUCGUCCUGCCAGGACCCGCCCUCUGCAUACACUCAGGCGCACCCCUGCUAAAGCCCUUUAGCUCCAGCGCUACAGUCCUGCCUUAAGAGGCCUAUCCCUGUGCGUUCACAGGCGGCAUCACAUGGUCUUUUUGCAAGGACACGGCUGCCUGCAGUCGAGUAAUGGGUCUUUUUGGAGUUCCUGAGCUGAGUGCCCCAGAAGGAUUUCAUAUUGCACAAGAAAAAGCCUUGAGAAAGACAGAAUUGCUUGUGGACCGUGCAUGUUCCACCCCACCUGGGCCCCAGACCGUGCUGAUCUUCGAUGAGCUCUCGGAUUCCUUAUGCAGAGUGGCCGACUUGGCUGAUUUUGUGAAAAUCGCUCACCCUGAGCCAGCAUUCAGAGAAGCUGCGGAAGAAGCUUGUAGAAGUAUUGGCACCAUGGUAGAGAAGUUGAACACAAAUGUGGAUUUAUAUCAAAGUUUGCAAAAAUUACUAGCUGAUAAAAAACUUGUGGAUUCCCUUGAUCCAGAAACAAGGCGAGUGGCUGAACUGUUUAUGUUUGAUUUUGAAAUUAGUGGAAUCCAUCUAGACAAAGAAAAGCGUAAAAGAGCAGUGGACCUCAAUGUUAAAAUCUUGGAUUUGAGUAGUACAUUUCUUAUGGGAACCAAUUUUCCCAACAAGAUUGAGAAGCAUCUCUUACCAGAACACAUUCGUCGUAACUUUACAUCUGCUGGGGAUCAUAUCAUAAUUGAUGGUCUCCACGCAGAAUCACCAGAUGACUUGGUGCGAGAAGCUGCUUAUAAAAUUUUUCUUUAUCCCAAUGCUGGUCAAUUGAAAUGUUUAGAAGAAUUGCUCAGCAGCAGAGAUCUUCUGGCAAAGUUGGUGGGGUAUUCCACGUUUUCUCACAGGGCUCUCCAAGGAACGAUAGCUAAAAAUCCAGAGACUGUCAUGCAGUUCCUUGAAAAACUAUCUGACAAACUUUCUGAAAGAACUCUGAAAGAUUUUGAGAUGAUACGAGGGAUGAAAAUGAAACUGAAUCCUCAAAAUUCCGAAGUAAUGCCCUGGGACCCCCCUUACUACAGUGGUGUGAUUCGUGCAGAAAGGUAUAAUAUUGAGCCCAGCCUAUAUUGCCCGUUUUUCUCUCUUGGAGCAUGCAUGGAAGGCCUGAAUAUUUUGCUUAACAGACUGUUGGGGAUUUCAUUAUAUGCAGAGCAGCCUGCAAAAGGAGAGGUGUGGAGCGAAGAUGUCCGAAAACUGGCUGUUGUUCAUGAAUCUGAAGGAUUGUUGGGGUACAUUUACUGUGAUUUUUUUCAGCGAGCAGACAAACCACAUCAGGAUUGCCAUUUCACUAUCCGUGGAGGCAGACUAAAGGAAGAUGGAGACUAUCAACUCCCAGUUGUAGUUCUUAUGCUGAAUCUUCCCCGUUCCUCAAGGAGUUCUCCAACUUUGCUAACUCCUAGCAUGAUGGAAAAUCUUUUCCAUGAAAUGGGACAUGCCAUGCAUUCAAUGCUAGGACGUACUCGUUACCAACACGUCACUGGGACCAGGUGCCCUACUGAUUUUGCUGAGGUUCCUUCUAUUCUGAUGGAGUACUUUGCAAAUGAUUAUCGAGUAGUUAACCAAUUUGCCAGACAUUAUCAGACUGGACAGCCACUGCCAAAAAAUAUGGUGUCUCGUCUUUGUGAAUCUAAAAAGGUUUGUGCUGCAGCUGAUAUGCAACUUCAGGUCUUUUAUGCCACUCUGGAUCAAAUCUACCAUGGGAAGCAUCCCCUGAGGAAUUCAACCACAGACAUUCUCAAGGAAACACAAGAGAAAUUCUAUGGCCUACCAUAUGUUCCAAAUACUGCUGUACAGGAAGCAUAACACUGGCAUCUGCUCAGCUUCUGGGAAGGCCUCAGGAAGUUUACACUCAUGGCAGAAGGCAAAGGGGGAGAGUGGUGUCUUACAUGAUGGCAGCAGGAGCAAGAGAGAGAGAGGGUAGGUGCCACAUACUUUUAAACAACCCGAUCUUACAAGAAAUCACUAUUGUGUCAACAGCACCAACGGGGAUAGUGUUAAACCAUGAGAAUCCACCCCAAUGAUCCAAUCCCCUCCUACCAGGCCCUAUCUCCAAUGUUGUGGAUUACAAUUUGACAUGAGAUUUGGGCCAAGACACAUAUCUAGACUAUAUCGGGGGAUUUAUAUAAUCUAUAAACAUUGGUUACCUGUCCAUCUUUUUGAGUAGGUGUGUGCUGCAGACUUAUUGGGGACAUAAUCAGAUAUACCUGAUUUGCUGCAGUAUACUCAAGGUGUAUUAGUUGAGAAAGGUUGCUGCUACUGGAGACUGGUUUCUAUUCAGACUAAUUUCUAUUAAGUCUAAUUAUGUAGAAGUGAUAUAUAUUUCAUAUUAAGUAUAAUUUUCUAUGUGUAACAAACUGUUUUUAGAAAAAAACUGCCAAAAAUUGUGCUGAAUUUAGUCAGACACUCCAAAGAGCAAACACACUUUUGUUUUUUAGCAUAAAGAAAACUAUUUCAAAUCCCAAUUAAAAUAGUUGUACAAUAAUUUGCUUUUUGUAUUUAUAUUGUGAUAACUACAAAUUUUUAAUAAUUGAUAUAAUGUAUAUGUAUGUGUUAUCUUUUUAUUAAGUGCCUACUACGUGCUACCACAUGGUCUAAGCAAUGGAUGUAACAGUAAAUAAAGUAGACCAGAAUCCUUGCUCUCAUGGA